Messenger RNA from Kickxella alabastrina, 1154 nucleotides. RefSeq lists its product as uncharacterized. The record is from RefSeq and is a predicted model, not a curated record. The coding region runs from base 111 to 1109 and encodes 332 amino acids. The transcript has a single exon. Gene Ontology annotation, molecular function: protein serine/threonine kinase activity. Lineage: Eukaryota; Fungi; Kickxellomycota; Kickxellomycetes; Kickxellales; Kickxellaceae.
ACCAGAACCAGAACCAGAACCAGCCGGGCUUGCUGCAUCGCAGACCAAGCUUGCAUGAGGAAGCCCUUGCCGAGCGCGAGUACGUGGUGAUCGAAAAGCGCACAGUGGAGAUGAAUUUCCUUGCUGACGAAAUGGAAUCCUCGCCACGCACACCUCUGACACUCUACCCGCCGCCACCGCUGCCCUCCAACAUGCACCGGGCAGCUCCUGGCGUGGCAAAGCAAAUGACCGUGUUGGCGCGGGCCAUCCGCCAUGCAGUUAUCCCGCAGAACAAAGAUGAUUUUUCUGCGGGAGAGGCUAAUGUUGAGGCGGCAUUGGGCGUGCGUGGGUUCAAUCCUCUGGAUCAGGAGCUGGCGGAGACCUUUGAAGCCUCCGGGUGCUUGGAUGUCCAGGAGGAAAUGACCAUGCGGAGGAUGGAGGGCCUGGCGUAUAUGGCCUUUGCUAUGGCCUUUUUGGCAGACAUGAAGUGGCGCCAACUGCCGAAUAACACCCCAGCAGCCGCUGUUGUUUCUGCUGUGGAUGCCCUGGUGGACCCUGGGAACGGAUACCUGAGCGCCGGAGAUAUUUCUCUUGAAGAGGCAUUUGCCCUGUACCUGCGCGCGCUCUCGCUUUUGCAACAUGCGAUGCGCGAGGCGGGCAAUCACUGGGCUGGGCUUUCGGCCAAUAGCCCAGUGUCCUUCAGGUUUAAUGCCGCGGUUCAAUGGGUGCGGACCAAAUUCAACCAGUGCUUGGAGCGUGCCGAGGCGCUCAAACUCUUUGGCAAUGGGAGAAUAAUGGAGUUGGCGGGUGUCGAGGUUGUACAGGUGUUGUAUGAGCAGUCAUUGGCUUUGGGGAAAGUUGCAGCGCUGAGGGAGUUGAAAUGGGUGGAGCCGUUGGAUUGCGACAGGGCGUAUCAGUUGGCUAUUUGGAUGCUAUCAGCGAUUCUGGAAACUGCCACUGUGGAGGAGGAUGGUGCGGGAAUGGGGUUUGAUGCGGGAGAGAGUGCUGGUGAGGCGGAAGAGAUUGAGAUGGAGGACCGCACGAUUGUUGAACAGUUUAUUGCUUCUAUUGUAAAGCGGCGCGAGAAGCUGCAGAAGAGGCUGAUGCAACAGCAGGAUAAUAUCAGUUGAGUUUUUUUAAUUGUUUUUUUAAAUAUAUAUGUAUAAGUAACGUGA